AUGCAGUUAAACAGAAAUGGUCUUUGUUCCAAUUGGAUGUCAAUAAUGCUUAUUGCAUGUGAUUUGGAUGAAGAAGUUUCUCGCCAAUGGUAUGCUAAAUUGUUCCAUGCCCUUUGCUCUAGAGGUUAUAGCCAUUAUUUAAAUGAUUACUCCCUAUUUAUGAAGAAAUCACCUCAGUCUACUGUGUUUCUUGCUGUAUAUAUUCAUUAUCAUUCUUCUGGUGCUUUGUUGCAUCAACAAAAGUUCAUUACUGAUUUGCUUGUUGAUUUUGACAGUUCUGCUGUCUGUUUUGUUGUAUGCCCAUUGGAUUUGAAUGUUAAUUUGCACUCUGAUGUUGGUGACCCUCUGCCCAGACCUGACACAUAUCGUAGCCUCAUAGGAAAACUUAACUUUCUUACCCACACUCGCCCUGACAUUUGCUUUGUUGUCCAACACCUUAGUCAGUUUCUCCAAACACCUAGAGUCCCUCACAUGGCUGUUGCUUUACAUGUCUUACGCUACUUAAAGGGGACUUCUGAUGUUGGUAUCUUUCUUAAUGAUUCUGCUGAUUGUUCUUUGGUUGGAUACUGUGAUAGUGAUUGGGCUGCAUGCCCUGAUUCUCGCCGUUGUGUUAGUGGUUUUUGUGUGUUCCUGGGUGGUAGUCUUAUUAGUUGA
This is a messenger RNA of Nicotiana tabacum (common tobacco), 654 nucleotides long. NCBI's taxonomy places the organism in Eukaryota, Viridiplantae, Streptophyta, Magnoliopsida, Solanales, Solanaceae. The record is from RefSeq and is a predicted model, not a curated record.